Messenger RNA from Carica papaya (papaya), 1959 nucleotides. Lineage: Eukaryota; Viridiplantae; Streptophyta; Magnoliopsida; Brassicales; Caricaceae. The record is from RefSeq and is a predicted model, not a curated record.
AGCAUGGCCGCGUGGAGCUGUGUUGGGUGACUGAUCCUCUCUCUCUCUCUCUCUCUCUCUCUCUCUCUCUCUGUAGACUGUUGCCUCUUGUUGCGCAAACAUGUCAGCUGUGUUGCAGAGAGACGAAGAAGAGCACAUUGAACGAGAAGAAGUAAAUGAAGAAGAAGAAGAGCAGCAAGAGGUGAGUCUGCGAGGAAGAAGAAAGUCAAAAUCAAGGAAUGAGCAGAAGGAGAAUUCAGUUUCUUCUCCAAUCGGUAAUGGCGAUACAACUGAUAGCAGCAGAGCGGAAUCUGAAUCUCCCAAAGGGAGAGAACAAGAAGAGUAUAACGAGCUUCAUCAACACUACAAUGGCGAUCAAGUCCAUGUCGAUGCACUAACAUUACAGCAAGAUGGAGACCUUACCAGCUCGAAUCGCAGCGUUUACUUCGAUCAAGCACAAGGAUUAUGGAAAUGUCGCCACUGCAGUUGGACUUGGACCAACCUAUUUGGAAAUCCUGGGACUUUUCAUAAUCACAACUCAAGGGAAUGCUUCCCGGACAUGGUGAUCAGCAUUAAAUCUUUAGGUCCAAAAGGAUCCUGCUUUGUUUUUGAAUCUAAAGGGACUGAAUUGACUGAUGGAGAUUCUUGUAUUGAGAAUGGUAACCAGGAAAGCUUUAUUGAUGAGAACCUGAUAUUGGAAGUAAAGAAGGUUGACAUUCAAAACAGUACGACCUACGAACCUAACCAUCAAUUUACUCAAAAUUCAGUGAAGGGAAGCUUUUCUGGCUUCAAUCCAUCAACCUUAGAAGAUUCAUCUGAAGGACAGAAUGCUGGUUUACAAUUUGAGAGUAAAUCUAGUGAAGAUUCCGAUGAAAUAGAAGAAGUUGACCAGGAAGGGACGGAUUUAGAUGUCGAGAGGGUGCUAAAGGAGCAAGAUACACAUGAAUUGUAUUGUCCUAAUUGUCAUUCCUGUAUCACUAGAAGGGUUAUUCUAUUGAGAAGAAAGCGAAAAGUUCGCAAGUUGAAGAAUAAACCUAAGCAUGAGAAAGUGGAGACUGUAGAUCCCUCUAAUCUUAUCCCUAAAAAUGUGGUUGAUUCUAGCAACUUAGUUAACAAUUCUUCAACGGGCAGUCAAACACCUGAGAUGAUGUUCAUGAGUUGGAAACGGAGCGAGAUGUAUUCAGAUGCUUAGCAUGCUUCAGCUUCUUCAUUCCUACAGGAAAUGGCUUUAAGCUGUUCCAAUCUUCUAGACAUGACAGUGAGAAUGAGGACAUGCUAAAUUCUGAAAAUACAGGAGCUGCAGCCAAGAAAAAUUGGUUUCUCUCUUGUUUUGGGUCAGGUGAGAAAGGAACAAUAACUGACCAAAGUAUUUUACAAUUCUCUGAAAAUCAACACAAUUUCACAACAGCUAUUUUCAUGAGGAUUCUUCAUCUGUACAGUGAAUAUGACUUUUAAUUGCGAGACUAUUUCAGGCUUCUGCUUGGUUAUCUCGUAGUUUGGAUAGAGGAUAAGCUACAUUGAGUUAGUAUUGAGCAGUUUUGAUGACUUAUUCUUUUCUUUGUUUUGCUGGGAGUUGAAUAAUGUAAUCUAUAUUUCAGAAUCAAGAUUUUGAAAGGCAAAAGGUCUUCCACCGAUCCUAAUUAACAGAAUCCAUAUUUUAGGAAGAAAACUGUUUUGUCUUCUACAUUGUGUUGGGUUUUCUUGUUAAUUCAAAUAUUUGGAGAAGUUUAUUUAUUUAAAUUCUCAAUGAACUUUCAUGUACCAUGAGUUGAUUCCCAAAAGAUGAUUUAUUUAAAAAGAAGAAUUUUCUUACCUUGCUUUUAGUUUUCAAUUAUGUGAAAAAAUUCCAUGUCAGCAUUAGAGGCCCAUGCAACAGAACUUUUUAAAAAGCACAUUGUUUGCAUUGGCUAGAGCAGAUGGAUUAUGCUUUUUGAGUUGAAAUCAUGAAUUUUUCAGUAAAUAAGUACAUUUUUUGUUACA